Hordeum vulgare subsp. vulgare (domesticated barley) is the source of this 1997-nucleotide messenger RNA. RefSeq names its product adenine/guanine permease AZG1-like. The record is from RefSeq and is a predicted model, not a curated record. Gene Ontology annotation, molecular function: purine nucleobase transmembrane transporter activity. Bases 204 to 1937 code for a protein of 577 amino acids. The transcript has a single exon. Gene Ontology annotation, biological process: transmembrane transport. Lineage: Eukaryota; Viridiplantae; Streptophyta; Magnoliopsida; Poales; Poaceae. Gene Ontology annotation, cellular component: plasma membrane.
GCAAAAGAUUCCCCAAAUACCCAACGAGAUUUGGAAUCUCCUCCCCUCCCCGGCCGUGUGGACGGACACGUCUACGUCUCACACCCAACCCCGGCGUUUGACUCCGGCGACGGCGGCAGCCCAACCCCCUCCCUCCCUGCCUCAAUCCCCAUCCAUUAAAAAGAUCCAUCCACACGCACUCCCCCAGCCACACGUCGCCGGCCAUGACCAGCCCCAUCAUCCCGCGAACGGAUGACGGCGGCCAUGCCGCGACGGCGACGAGGGUGGGCCGCCUCAACGCCGCGGUGGAGCGCUCCUGGGUGGGCCGGCGCUUCCGCCUGGCCGCGCGCGGGACCACCUUCACCACGGAGCUCCGCGCCGGCACCACCACCUUCCUCACCAUGGCCUACAUCCUCGCCGUCAACGCCUCCAUCCUCUCCGACUCCGGCGCCACCUGCACCGUCGACGACUGCACCUCCCCGUCCCCGGCCUGCAAGUUCCCUCCCGUCGACCCCGGCUACGCCGCCUGCCUCUCCCGCGCGCGCCGCGACCUCAUCGUCGCCACCGCCGCCUCCUCCGUCAUCGGGUCGUUCAUCAUGGGCGCCUUCGCCAACCUCCCCAUCGCGCUCGCCCCCGGCAUGGGCACCAACGCCUACUUCGCGUACACCGUCGUCGGCUUCCACGGCUCCGGCACGCUCUCCUACCGCAAGGCGCUCGCCGCCGUCUUCAUCGAGGGCCUCGUGUUCCUCCUCAUCUCCCUCGUCGGCCUAAGGUCCAAGCUCGCGCAGCUGAUCCCCAAGCCCGUGCGGAUCGCGUCGUCCGCGGGGAUCGGGCUCUUUCUGGCAUUCAUCGGGCUGCAGAGCAACCAGGGGUUCGGGCUCGUCGGGUUCAGCACGUCCACGCUGGUCACCAUCGGCGCGUGCCCCGCGUCGCAGCGCGCGUCCGUGGCGCCGGUCGUCACGUUCCCCAACGGCACCGUGGCGCUGAUGCCCGGCGGCACGGUCUCCGGCGGCAUACUCUGCCUCUCCGGCCGGAUGACCUCCCCGACCUUCUGGCUCGCGGUGGUCGGCCUCCUCAUCAUCGCCUUCUGCCUCAUCAAGAAGGUCAAGGGGGCCAUGAUCUACGGCAUCCUCUUCGUCACGUUCAUCUCAUGGCCGCGCAACACGGCCGUCACCGCGUUCCCGGACACGCCCGCGGGCGACGAGAGCUUCGCCUACUUCAAGAAGGUGUUCGACGUCCACCGCAUCCAGUCCACCGCCGGCGCGCUCGACUUCAGCGGCAUCGGGCACGGCUACUUCUGGGAGGCGCUCAUCACCUUCCUCUACGUCGACAUCCUCGACACCACCGGCGGGCUCUACUCCAUGGCGCGCUUCGCGGGCUUCGUGGACGACGCGACGGGGGAGUUCGAGGGGCAGUACUUCGCCUUCAUGUCCGACGCCACCGCCAUCGUCUUCGGGUCGCUGCUGGGGACGUCCCCAGUCACCGUCUUCAUCGAGUCGUCGACGGGGAUCCGCGAGGGCGGCCGGACGGGGCUCACGGCGCUGACCGCGUCCUUGUACUUCACGGCGGCGCUGUUCAUCACGCCGCUGCUGGCGUCGAUCCCGGCGUGGGCGGUCGGGCCGCCGCUGGUGCUGGUGGGCGUGAUGAUGAUGCGCGCCGUGGCGGAGGUGGACUGGGAGGACAUGCGGCAGGCGGUGCCGGCCUUCAUGACGCUGGCGCUCAUGCCGCUCACCUACUCCAUCGCCUACGGCCUCAUCGCCGGCAUCGGCUCCUACAUGCUGCUCCACUCCUGGGACUGGGCGUGCCACGCCGCCGCCAGGAUGGGUUGUCGUCCUCGUAGGAAGGUGGGUGGCGGCGAGGCCACGCAAGCCGAUAUCUCAAGUAGCAACAAUGGCAGUGCCGGUGCCAGUGGCAAUGGGCAACGUGGGAAAGACGUGUCUCACGUGGAAAUGUCCUAGCAGUAGCACUUUCUCCUUUUCAUUUUCUCCUUGUAGUUAUCUUUUGUUUGUGAAUUGUUU